Messenger RNA from Lineus longissimus, 2556 nucleotides. RefSeq names its product 4-trimethylaminobutyraldehyde dehydrogenase A-like. The record is from RefSeq and is a predicted model, not a curated record. Lineage: Eukaryota; Metazoa; Nemertea; Pilidiophora; Heteronemertea; Lineidae. Bases 46 to 1566 code for a protein of 506 amino acids. Gene Ontology annotation, molecular function: 4-trimethylammoniobutyraldehyde dehydrogenase (NAD+) activity; aminobutyraldehyde dehydrogenase (NAD+) activity. The transcript has 9 exons.
GCCGUCGGGUGGUGACACUGUAGUUUAGGGAAAGGAAUUCUCAAAAUGAUUUGUCUAAGAAGAGUGACCCUCUCGUUGCAACGGCACACAGCCAGAUUCUAUGCCACAUCAGUUAAACUGCCCCUGAAUUUUCUGGAUGGGAAACGAGUUCAGCCUGAGACAUUAGAAGAAUUUGAUGUAUUCAAUCCCGCUACAGGUGAACAAUUGUGUCGUAUUCCAACGUCAGCAGCAAAAGAUGUGAACCAAGCAGUUGAAAGUGGUGCACGGGCGUUCCAAGUGUGGUCUCAGUUGUCUGGGUCUGAGCGGGGGAAAUUCCUUACUGAUGCUGCGAGACUAGUUAGGGAGCGCCGAGAUGUUAUCAGUGCCACAGAGACGAUGGACGUCGGGAAGACAAUAACCGAAGCUCGAUGGGACAUUGAUGGGAUGGCGGACGUGCUGGAUUUUUAUGCCUCCAUGGCAAGGACAAUAUCAGGGGAGCAUAUCACCAUGCCGAAUGGAAGUUUUGCGUACACACGCCGUGAGCCUCUUGGAGUGUGUGGUGGUAUUGGAGCAUGGAACUACCCAUUCCAAAUGGCCGUCCUUAAAUCGGCACCCGCCCUUGCCUGCGGAAACACCAUGGUAUUCAAACCAGCUCCACUCACACCCAUGACAGCUGUGAUGCUGGCUGAGGUAUACCAAGAUGUCGGGAUUCCUGAGGGAUGCUUUAAUGUCAUCCAGGGUGCCGCCGAGACCGGUCAGCUACUGAGCAGCCAUCCCAAGAUCGCCAAGAUGUCGUUUACCGGGAGCGUUCAAACGGGACGGAAGGUCAUGGAAGCAUGUGCAAAGGAUAUCAAAUACGUGACGUUAGAACUUGGUGGCAAGUCUCCUUUAAUCGUGUUUGCCGAUGCCGACUUGGACAACGCCGUAAAGGGGGCGAUUAUGGCUAACUUUCUCAACCAAGGACAGGUUUGCUCCAAUGGGACCAGAGUAUUCGUCGAGCGCAGCAUCCGGGACCAAUUCUUAGAGAAACUUGGUCGACGUAUGAAAGCCAUGAAGGUCGGGGACCCGAUGGAGGAAGACACGUUUGUAGGUGCUAUGAUUUCAAAAGAACAGAUGGAGAAGACGUCAUCUUAUAUUGCCGGUGCUAAAGAAGAGGGGGCUAAAGUCUAUUGCGGCGGGGAAAUUCUUCAGCCCUCGCCAUCGUUGAAGGGGAACUUCAUCACGCCCGCUGUCCUUGUUGACUGUUAUGACACGAUGAGCGCCGUCCAGGAGGAGAUAUUCGGGUCUGUUAUGGCGGUGCUAGAAUUUGAUGCAGAGGAGGAAGUCAUUGAACGUGCGAAUGCGACGGAGUAUGGACUUGCUGGUGGGGUUUUCACAAAAGAUCUCAGCAGGGCGCAUCGAGUUGCAGCGAAGAUCCAGUGCGGUUCUUUCUACAUCAAUACGUUCAACGUCACUCCUACUGAGGUGCCGUUUGGUGGAGUCAAGAAAUCCGGCAUCGGACGGGAAUUUGGAAAAGUUGCGAUUGAAUUUUAUUCUCAGCUCAAGUCGGUGUACGUUGAGACAGGGGACGUGGAGUGUCCUGUGUAGGACUCUGAUUCCUCUUGGCAUUCCAGGCUCCAUGAAUCCAGAGUCCAGUUUUUGCUAGUGGGCAUUCCAGGCUCCAUGAAUCCAGAGUCCACGAUUUGCCUGUGGACCUUGACAAGUCGUACUAAAAGAUGAAAUUUUUGUCUUAUAAUUGGAUCAGUGAUACGAUAAAUCUGGCUGUGUCGCUUCAGAUGUUUUACAAUACAGUUGUUGUCAGAAGAAAGGUGUCUAACAAUUGGUUUAAUUCGCAACCAUCUGCUGGGGACAGAUGAUAUUUAAGCAAUGGCCAAGUGAAAAACAACAAAUUUGCACAAAUUCUAGCGUGCUGAAAUUUUCAUGGUUAACUGUGCUCUGGGGUAAAGCUAGAGAGAAGUUGGACCCCUCAAAUUCUUCCCAAGCAUGUGAGGUUAAUUGUCAAUUAAUCUUUAUUUAAAAUUUAAUCAUGACUGUGAUUCGCUUUUCCAGUUUGCAUUUGAUUCAGAAAUACUACAUUCCUGACAAAAGGUAUUAAAUUUAUAAAUACAGGCUGUUAAUUGAUAGCUUGCCAUUAGAAAAUGCCUGUAGACUUUUUAGUUCAAGUCAUUUUAAAAGAUGAUCAGCACAUGUGGAAAAGGAAGCUCGUCCAAUUUGAUGCCAUCAGUCAUAAAAAUCAAAAUCAUAAAAGCUGUUUGAUUCAUUUGAAAUAGAGGUGUCAACUCUUUAGUAGGACACUCUCUAUUGGGUCACUGAUUUUUGUCCAAAAUAGUUUAAUUCGAAUUAGACGUCAGUAAUCAGAACAUCUCUUGAUAAAAUACAGCAUAUGUCAGUCCCAAGAUGUCUAUAAAAUGGAGGUCCUAAUGUACUUCUAUUGAAAAUGUGUGGGCAUUUGCUAAUGACCAAGUGUUAAUUAACGACCUGAAGGUGUGUUAUGGUCCAGUGAUAAUUGUUUGAAUUAAUACAAAUUUUAUUAUUUGAUUUAUAAUUCUAUCUUAUCCUGUCUUGUUGUACUAGUAA